Molecule: messenger RNA, 2667 nt
Organism: Polyodon spathula (Mississippi paddlefish)
Lineage: Eukaryota; Metazoa; Chordata; Actinopteri; Acipenseriformes; Polyodontidae
Product: inhibin beta B chain-like
Exons: 2
Coding region: 59-1222 (387 amino acids)
Biological process (GO): BMP signaling pathway; SMAD protein signal transduction
Cellular component (GO): extracellular region
Molecular function (GO): growth factor activity; cytokine activity
Source: RefSeq, a predicted model, not a curated record
ACACACACACACACACACACACACACACACACACACACACACACACACACUUGAGAAAAUGAACAGCUUCAUUAUGAAAAUAGCUUGUUUUGUGGCUUGCAUUAUGUGUACCAGCGGCACAUCGUCCCCAGGGACUGAGUCUAAAGCGUCGAUCCAGGAUACAUGCACCUCCUGCGGCCUCGGGCAGCCGGAGGAGUCGGUGCGGAUGGACGUGGAGUUUCUGGAAGCGGUAAAGAGGCAUAUUCUGAACAGGUUACAUAUGCGGGACAGACCCAACAUCACCCACCCCAUCCCGAAGGCGGCGAUGGUGACUGCGCUAAGGAAGCUGCACGCUGGAAAAGUUAGGGAGGACGGCAGAGUAGAAAUCCCAAACCUGGAUGGGCAAGCCACCUCGGAUCAUGAGGUCCUGGAGCAAACAUCGGAGAUCAUCAGCUUUGCAGAGUCAGAUGAGCUGGCAUCAUCCAAGUCGAGCCUCUACUUUUUGGUCUCGAACGAAGGAAACCAAAAUCUCUUUGUUUUUCAAGCCAACUUGUGGCUGUACUUUAAAGUGCUUCCAUCCAACGGGGAGAAGGGCGUCCGGCGCAAGGUGACAGUGAAGGUCUACUUCCAGGAGGCCGGGGCGAGCAGCACUUGGAGCGCGGUGGAGAAGCGGGUGGAGCUCAAGAGAAGCGGCUGGCACACUUUCCCCCUGACACAGGCCAUCCAGGCUCUUCUGGAGAAAGGGGAGAGGAGGCAGAACCUGGAGGUGCACUGCGAGGGCUGCCAGAACGUAGCGGUGACGCCCGUCCUCGUCAACCCCGACGACGAGGCCCACCGGCCCUUUCUAGUGGUGCAGGCUCGAGCGGCCAACAGCAAGCACCGCAUCCGCAAGCGAGGGCUGGAGUGCGACGGCAGGACCAGCCUCUGCUGCAGGCAGCAGUUCUACAUUGACUUCGGGCUGAUUGGAUGGAAUGACUGGAUCAUAGCGCCGAAAGGGUACUAUGGGAACUACUGCGAGGGGAGCUGCCCAGCCUACAUGGCUGGCGUGCCCGGGUCGGCCUCCUCCUUCCACACGGCUGUGGUGAACCAGUACAGAAUGCGAGGGCUGAGCCCGGGCUCCAUGAACUCCUGCUGUAUACCCACCAAGCUCAGCACCAUGUCCAUGCUGUACUUUGACGACGAGUAUAACAUUGUCAAGAGAGAUGUGCCCAACAUGAUCGUGGAAGAAUGUGGCUGCGCUUGAGUUUUGUAUGCAAGCAAGUUCCCUCAAUUUGAUCAUUAUUUUUUAAGGGAUUAUUGCCCUGCUCUACGACAUGAAGCAACAGGAAAUAAUAAUAAUAAAAUAAUAAUAAUUAUAAUAUUUAUGAACAUUUUGAUACCUUUUGUGUAUGGUUAGCCUUUUCUACAAAAUCAGAGACUGCUUCUGCAUUUUACUCAUAAGUACUUAAGAAAAAAACAGAUCCCAUCCUGGCCUGUGGAGCCUGUGACUGUCACCAGACACACAAUCUGACCACUUUACAGUGACCUUGAAAUGGAAUCUGAAGGGAAUGCGCACCAUCUACUAGAAAGAAGUUUAAAUUUGACAGGACUUCCAAAAAGGAAAAUAUCAGGAUGAUGGGACACACAUUCCACAAAAGAUCUUAUAGAACACUGUUUUCAUGUAUCAGUGGACACUUCUCUGGGGCCAGCUCCAAGUGGUCAGGUAUGGUGCAUUGUCUUGAAACAGUUACAGCCUGCUUGGUACCUGCCUUAAGUGCUAAGUGCCGAUGGAAGGAGAUUUCAGUUCCUAUAGACAUUCCAGCGAAGUAAAGCACCUUUCAGUUAUUGGUAGAGCAUGGACUCCUAACUGGUGUUCAAGAAACCCAUAUGGACUGGUAUAAUCAGGGUUUCAGCUGGACUGUAAGAGACAGCUUUACUCUUUACAGCAUCUCUGAAAAAACCAAUCAAAUGUACUUGAACAGCUGAUGCAAAGAAUAACUGAGUUCUCUCGUAUGAAUCCGUGGAUUUCAAGAAUGGCCAUGCUGCUCAGCUGGUGAUGGUGCAGCACAGCACUUUCAAACUCCUGAAUGCACAUUUGAUAGCACUUGCAGAUCUAAAUGCCUUUACAAGGGUGCUUGCCAGUGCCUUUCCCCACCCACACAACCCAGUUAAAGACGUGCCACGUGAGCUAUGCGAUGUAAACUAUUGACCCAUACCAGACCAGUGCAGCUCUUUGUAAGACUCUUUAUUUGAAUCUGCUUUGAUCAAUACUUGAAACAUAAUCGUUCGCUUCUUCUUCUUCAACGAGCGAGUGAUUGUCACAAUGUUUGCACUGAUAAGUUGCGUGAUUAGUUUAAAAAACUGCCAUUGAAAGAAAAACAAAAUGUUAUUUUUAUAAAAACUGAAAUUUGAAUUCUGUUAAAAAAUGUAUUAUACCUAAUAAUGGAACCAAAGAAGCCAAUUCUUUUUUAUAGCUGUUAUUAAGAUGGCAAGGGCGUCGCACACUGUUAUAAAAUACUGUGGGAUCUCUUGUGAAGCCUAAACACUGUUUCAGGGUACAGUAGUAUGGAUUCCAUUUUUUUUUAAUUCAGCAUGUUCUACACAGUAGACAAAUUGAAUAUUUCAUAAUUUCUGAUCAAUUUUAAUUCCAGUUUUUUUUAUUUAAUAAAAGCUCUUUUUAGAUCCUGUUGCAGAAUCAUUUAGAAUUAA